AUGAAAAGUACAGAUCUUCAAUCACAAAAUUAAGUAAGUUGGCUUCUAAACUUGGUGGGGAAAUUUUCUACAAAAGACUUAUAAGGUUAAAAUUUAAAGGAGAUUGGAGAGGAUUAUGUGAAAAAAAUAUCAUAGAUUGCUUAGCUACAAUCAGGAUUUAUAUUUUCGUAUGAUAUUUAAAAACAAGAGUUUGAAGAAAAGUUAUUUCACAUCUAUCCAAAUAUACUAAUUUGUCAAUCAGAUAAAACUUAUACUCAUUUGAUUCUAAGCAAUUGCACAUUACAAAAAGAAUAAAUAUAAUAUAAAGAGGCUAAGACCUAUGGAUUUAUCAUUUCUAAUAAUUUCGGGAAUACUUAUUUGUUUUUUUCAUAAUUUAUUUAAUAUAGAAAUUGGUAUAAAUUGAUGAAAUAAUAUUGUAAAUUAAAUGAUUUUUUUGGUAAAUACAAAUUAACUGAUCGAAUGCUUCCAGGAGUCUAUCAAUGUUAUAAAAAGACUGUAUGA
Paramecium tetraurelia is the source of this 501-nucleotide messenger RNA. RefSeq lists its product as uncharacterized. The record is from RefSeq and is a predicted model, not a curated record. NCBI's taxonomy places the organism in Eukaryota, Ciliophora, Oligohymenophorea, Peniculida, Parameciidae. The transcript has a single exon.